CUUGCGUGUACCAAAUAUUAAAAUGAGGCCCAUUAUAACUACUGGUGCCGAACCUGGCAGGGGUGAUCUGAUGAAAGAACCACGCUGGGUGCCUGCUGUCCAAGAGCUGUGGUACACGUGGGAGAUCCACAGCAUGAUCAUCCUCAGCCUGUUCCUGCAAGUUUUCCUCUUCCUCUUCGCAGGAACACGGAUGCAUAGCAACAAUGGCCUGCGGCGCUUGGUCCUGUGGCUUGCCUACUUAUCGGCCGACUCAGUGGCCACCUUCGUGCUGGGCCACCUCGCCAUCCGCACUAUCGAGCCGAGCGACCAAGGGCUCAUGCCCUUCUGGGCGCCGUUCGUGCUCGUCCACCUGGGCGGGCAGGAGACCAUGACGGCCUUCUCCAUGCAGGACAACGAGCUGUGGAAGCGGCACCUGCUGAACCUGGUCAUCCAGGCAGUAGUCGCCUGUUACGUCGUGCGCAAGUCCUCUUGGCCGGACCGCCGACUCAAGGGGGCAUUGGUUCUCGUGUUCGUCUCUGGGUUCUUGAAGUACGCGGGGCGUACUGCGUAUCUCUACUUUGCGUGCCCAAAGUUUCUGAAGAGCCCCUUGUCUUGGAAGUUGUUUGGGCAAGGCAGAAUUUCUUAUGAGGACCAAAGGGAAAAUGCCAUAGAAUACAUGGGAGGAGUUCUUGAUAGGUUGUCCAAACGCAGUACAGAGCGUUCACGGUUCAUGGAGUCCUACAAUCUCACAACUGACAUCAUGGCAGGGGAUGCUCCCCUCAACGCAGUGCGAACCAUCACCUUAGCUGAGAAUGGGAAGCUACCAGGCAUGCUCGAUGAGUUCCUGUGUCGUGAUGACCGCCAGAAUGCCUAUGAGCACGUGGGAACACUUCUUGUACAGUGCUACUCACGACUCUACACCAAAGGUUAUGUUGUAGAGUUUGACAGAUGGUUCCACUGCUCCUUUAAAGCACAAGGAGGGUUCAUCAGUUGGUUCAGGAUCGCUAUCUAAGCCUUUCCCAGUUUCAUUAAUUGUCUUUCAUUCCCUUGUCUACGGGGCAUCCACCCUCUUCCCGUAUGUCACAAUCCCGAUAGCCCUGGUGCUCUUCGCGACCGCCAAUAAGGGGGACCCACUACUCCAUGGUAGCAGAGGCAGAGUUGAUAUCAUGGUGUCCUACCUACUGCUUGUGGGAGCAAUAGUACUAGAUGUGUCCUCUGUUGUCAGCUUGUUUUUGCCCAACAAGAAACAGUGGUGCCAAAAGCUCAACCAAUACAACAUGAUCAAUAGUGCAAAGGUACCCUACAAGUUGCUUAGCAACAUACACUUUCUUAGCUUUGACAUUUUGUUAGAGUGUGGCCCCGGACGUGAUAAUAUAGACCUCAGUAUGCCCAUGAAGAAGUUCAUCCUCGACACUUUGUUAGCCUCAGGAACAAGAAAAGAAUGGAACAUUUCCUGCACCCGUGGCCAGCUUGCGCUUCAUCACCGCAAGCCGAUGACAACCACACUAAGAGCACUUGAGGAUAGCGUCAGAACCGGUGUUGAUUUCCCAAGAAGCAUGCUCGUAUGGCACAUUGCAACAGACAUCUGCUUUCAUUACACCGGUCACAAGGACGCAGCCACCACUUCUUCAUAUGGAUUAUUGAAGAAGCAUGACUAUAAGCAGAUAAGCAGAGAGCUAUCGAACUACAUCAUGUACCUUGUCUUCAAGUGCGGUGUGAUGCUUACUACCUACUCCCAAGUUGUACAUGACGACACCAUAGAUGAAAUUGCAGAAAAGAUAUCGCUGUCAGGUGAUCACGAAGAUGCUGCCAUCACGAAGCUUCUUCUUUCUGAAGAAAUCAAGGUGGAGCAUGAAGAAUCAAAGGAACAAGUCGAAACAAGCAAGGUCAAGCAUGAAGGAGAAACCACCAAGCAGGAAGAACAAGAUGAAAUUGUCCAGAUAGAGCAUGAAGAAUCGACCAACGAUGACAGUAACGAUGCCGCUGCCAAGGAUCACAUGAAGAAACACUGUCAGAGUGCUGAAGCUCUAUAUUCUUCUCCAGUCCUACCCCGUGCACGUGAGGUGGCCCGGGAGCUGAUUAGCAUCAAGGAUGAAGCUGAGCGCUGGGACCUUAUUGCCGCGGUUUGGGCGGAGAUGCUUUACUACACCGCGCCACGUUGCGGGGCAGCUUUCCACGCCGAGCAUCUAACCAAGGGUGGUGAGUUUGUCACUCAUGUUUUCGUUCUCAUGUAUUUGCUUGGUCCUUUCAUGCCACCCCCUGGUGCUUGACCUCCUUCACCCCCACUACAUGCGCCUGUUGUGUCUAAGCCUUUUCGAGCAAUUAUUUCAUCAUCCUCUACUCUUAUGAUUGUAUCUUACUUCGAUCCAAACAAAGAAACUAGCUUUUGUGUGUGCAACUGCAGCUAUCUUUUACCAUCAUAUCAUAUGUAAUAAGUUUCCAAAUUCCAUGUGCUCCAGGAGGACGAUGGAAUAUGUAAACACCAAAUGGAACUUUUUUCAUGAAUUUCAUUGAAUGCAAGUCUCAUGUAUCUCGUUGAUCAGAGGAUCGAGUUGUUGUA
Molecule: messenger RNA, 2539 nt
Organism: Setaria italica (foxtail millet)
Lineage: Eukaryota; Viridiplantae; Streptophyta; Magnoliopsida; Poales; Poaceae
Exons: 2
Coding region: 1146-2249 (367 amino acids)
Source: RefSeq, a predicted model, not a curated record